Messenger RNA from Pseudovirgaria hyperparasitica, 1091 nucleotides. RefSeq lists its product as uncharacterized. The record is from RefSeq and is a predicted model, not a curated record. Lineage: Eukaryota; Fungi; Ascomycota; Dothideomycetes; Acrospermales; Acrospermaceae. Bases 252 to 818 code for a protein of 188 amino acids. The transcript has a single exon.
ACCUGCUCUAGGGCUUCUUGUGAUACUCUGCACAUUUACGCGAUAUCUUACGCUUUCCUGAAUCGAAUUAUCCUCAUUGGCUGGUCUGGCCCGCCUUACCAAGGUGACUUGCAUCACGUAUAACCAUGCAAAAUAACCAGAGGGCUGAUGCCUAAACUCGUCUAUACAUCCAUGGCCCAUUGUAAAAGUAAACAGAAUCUUGCAGCAUUCUGCAUAUUCUACAUUCUGCAUUUUUAUGGUCCUCUCUUCAGAUGCAGCCCACCCGCGUUGUUCUUGAAACAGAACGAAGGACGACCUCUUUGGAAGAAGGCUAUGUUGACGUAUCAGACGAAGAGUUAGCGACCCUACUUCGACUAUGUCACGAUACAGCAGAAUCUCUGAAAGCUGAAAUGAAAACGCGACAGCUUCGUAUCCCUAAUUUCAUUCCGGAAAAUUCUUCUCAGUUCUACAACGCGUUAGACAAAGCAGCGAGAAGGUUCAAGGUCGUAGAUCGUGUUGACAACCGUGCUUCGAAGCAUGUAGACACUGCUAUAACCAUUCUUACCCAAGUUCAGACGAAUCGCUCGGGUCAGGUUUACCAAGAGUUCCUACAUGAUGUUCUACGCCACAGCAGUCCUGGUGUAGUGAUGCUCUGCGCUGUGGCAUUUGGAAAACAAAAGCUCGCAAACAUGCGCGAGGACGAGAGAAUGAACAUUUUGGACGUGGUGAGAGUCAAGGGGGGCAGCUUGCAAUCGCCUUCGCUUGAUGUGCUCGCAGAUGAUUAUGGAGUGCCAUCCUUGGACAGUAAGCAUGUCAACAUCUUGGUGAACAGCAGCUAAGACGACCAGGCCCCCAGAUUGUUCCUAUUUCGGGCAUGAGGAAACGGAAACGAAGGAUGACCUUACAACCUGAGUUCCAAGGUACAUAGUGUCGAACUCAGGAUCCUUACUGUAGUAGAUUAACGAGGAUCCAGAAUUUUACGGUAUGAACGUCGACGAAAUGAACAGCACAGACCAAUUUAAUCUCUCUCUAUCGCAUUCCUCUGCCUCUACUGUUAGGCAACAGUCAGCAAUCGGACAAGAACGAGAGACUUUCGUGGAAACACAGACCAU